CGCAGGCGAAGAGGCAUCGGCCAUGGGGUCCAACAAAGGAGUAGAGAAAGUUGUCAUCAAGGCGGCUCCCUCCCAAGCUCGGCAAGUCUGCGUUGGGGACGAGGUGUCUGUGCACUACGUCGGGCGCGUUCAUGGCGGGCACGUCUUCGACUCGAGCAGGGCGAGGGAGAAGGAGUUCAACUUUGUGCUAGGUGCUGGAGGAGUGAUCAAGGGAUGGGAACGUGGACUGCCGAUGAUGAAAGUCGGGGAGACGGCGAGGCUCGUCAUCGACCCAGAGCUGGGGUAUGGCAAGAAAGGAAUGCCGCCCAAGAUACCUCCUGAUGCAACCUUGGAGUUCGAGAUAGAGGUUCUGAACUCAUGCAAGCCCAUCGAGAAGGAAGUUGUAGAGGAGAGCGAGAGCAACGUGGUAGCAAAGGAAGAAGAUUAUGUCAGGAUCAACCUCGUCGUGAAGGAUCUAGAGGGAAACGUGCGAGACAGUUACUUCCAAGACAACACGCUGGAGCUUUACAUGAAGCACCAUGUUGCCAAGAUGGAGACGAACGGGACCUGGAGGGCAGGUGCGCUGCUGAAAAAGCUCGUGGAACAGAUGGUGUUGAACGAGAAGGCUUCCUUCAAGGUGUACGAGCCGAUCAUGGACAAGCACGGGAACAAACCCUUCUGGGGUGAUGGAGCUGUCGAGCUAGAGAUCAAACUUGCGGUGAUAGGAAGGGAUGAAGAUGUCAACGGAGAUGGUGGAGUCGUGAAGCACAAGAUGUCAGAAGGGCAGGGAUAUGAGAAGGGGACUGAUGGUGCAAACCUGGCUUUCCACUUUCGGAUCAUGAACAAGCUGAUCCCGGGCGGGAGGGUUAGGGAGAAAACGUCAGAAGGAGAAUUGCAUCAGCAUCAACAUGCCAACAAGAGAAACGACUGCCUGAGUUACGACAAGUGGGACCAACUGGGCGACAUCAUCGACAGCGUUCCUCCUCAAGCGCAGCGAGCUCUUGAGGAUGCAGAGGCUGCCAAGAAGUCAAGCACGCUGUGUUAUCAGAGAGAACGAUUCUGCAGUGUACUUCUCAACAUGGGAGUCAAGUUGAAGUUCCGCAGUUUUGGCGAGACAUGCGAAGGACUUGAAGAUGCUCUGAUGUCAAUGAAGCAAGGAGAGCACUCGGUGUUUACUAUCUCUAUCGGGAAAGGUUUGGAGCACUGGAACUUGUCGUAUGAAGAGAAGCAACGAGAAGGAUUGCGCAAAAGAAUGAGGGGGAAUGAGUUCUUCAAGCAAGAGAAGUACAGGAGGGCUCUGAAGCUCUAUGACCCACUGGUCAGUAAGACAGGAUACUUCAUGAAGAUGCCGCAGCGGCCAUCGCAAGCGGCGAAGGCUCAACGAGAGGCAGCUGAGAUUGCUGGCCACAAGAUUCAUAACGUAGCAAAUGCUGUCGCUCAUGCGCAGAAUGCCCCAGAUACAGAGGACGAGAAGGCUCUCAAGUUGGAGCUGCAGUUGCCGAGCUUGCUCAACAUCGCUGCUUGCAAGUUCAAGCUCGGAGACAUGCGGGGAGUCAUCGACGCCUGCGAUCAGGCUCUAGAUCUCCAACCUCGUUGUGAGAAAGCUUUCUACCGGCGGGCACAGGCGCAUGCAGCCAAGGCUGACUUUGACUUGGCCAGGAAUGAUCUUCAGCAACUCCUCCAAAUCUCCCCGGACAAUGCGGAGGCGAAGAGAGAGAUGGCGAAACUGCAAAAGAUGGAAGACGAGGCAAGAAGGAAAGCAAAGAAGGCCUUUGGGGGGAUCUUCAAGAAGGGCCUGUCAGAAGAGGGGGAGGAAGAGCAGAGGAGCGAGGGAGGGGACGCGUCUUCGUCGCCAGCAGCCUCCUCCUCCAGCCAGCGAGUCCUGGAGCCGAAGAUAGUGGAGCAGAGAGACUUCGAGGUCGAGCCUAACCCCACAAGGGCGCAAGUCAAGAGCAUCAAGAAAUUUCAGAUCCCUCUCCCUGACGUGGCGCCCAAGGUUCGGAUCGCCGGGAUGUAUGGCGGGGACGACGGCGAUGAUGGGGAUGAAUGAGGCUCAUAACAUGCUGAUAUGAAAUGACCGAGUCACAGGAGCUGCAAGUACUGCCUGACUAGUAACUUGAGUGAACUUGUUGAGUGCUGCGGCGGGCCCGGCUCUCUAAUCAUUCAUAAAAUAUCAUCAUGGGUG
Molecule: messenger RNA, 2164 nt
Organism: Guillardia theta CCMP2712
Lineage: Eukaryota; Cryptophyceae; Pyrenomonadales; Geminigeraceae
Exons: 22
Coding region: 23-2029 (668 amino acids)
Molecular function (GO): peptidyl-prolyl cis-trans isomerase activity; protein binding
Source: RefSeq, a predicted model, not a curated record